This is a messenger RNA of Mesocestoides corti, 792 nucleotides long. Lineage: Eukaryota; Metazoa; Platyhelminthes; Cestoda; Cyclophyllidea; Mesocestoididae. The record is from the annotation of a GenBank genome assembly.
AUGUUUUUAAGUGCAAUGUUUAUUCCCUUGAAUGUGCUCUUGUCGUCUGUUCCUCCGCAUAUGAAAUCUGAGAUUAGACGUAACGUCCAAAGCUUGGGUGGUAAGGUUUUUGGUGAUUGGAUGGAGGCGUGCAACUUGCUUGUAAUGCCCAAGUUAGUCGUAACGCACAAAGUUCUCUGUGCUUUGCUAUGCGGGUUAGAUAUUGUGACUCCAAAAUACCUCGUUGCUUUAUGCAAUGCCUGCCAUACCGGUGUAUUUCGUGAACCCAUUCGGUCAGAAUAUUUUCCUCCGAUCGAAGAAAAGGGGUUUACUGAUGUAGAUGCUCCAAAGUUCUUCGCGAACCCUGAUAGACGUUUUGUGUUCACCAACAAGACUUUUAUCUUUCUUACUGAGUCAAAGUUCAAUCGUUACAGUCUUCUCCUGAGUUUGACAAAUGCACAGACCAAAUGCAUUGCCAACACAGCGCCUUUAUCUCGACGAGAAUUAUCGGAUCUUUUCAAGUCUGUAUCUGAUCCGUGUUUGCUUUAUGAGGCAAAGACUUCAACACCUAGUCAACAAUUGGCUGAGUUAGUUCUGAAGGAAGAGCUUGAUAGACGCCCCAUAUUUGAUCAGGAAAUCACGUUGGCUAUUAUCGAGAGCUCGUGUGAGAUUUAUUGUAAUGCCACGCGGCGGUGUCCCUCAUCAAAUGACGGAACAUUUUCAAGUCUUCCCAUCAGCAUUGCGCCUUCGGACAGGGCCGCAUCAUUUAGCGUCACCAACAGACGUUGCUCUCUUUUGAAGCGUCCUAGGUAA